AAAAAAAUAAUAAUUUCAAAAAAUUUAUUAAUAAUGAGAGCUUUUGUAUUACUUUCGUGCUGUUUGGCAUUUGCUGCUGCUCGUCCUGAGCCUCCAAGUGGAUAUAACUAUAACCGUCCAAGUGGUGGUCAUGGUGGUUCAUCAAGUGGUGGACAUGGUGGUUCAUCUGGAUUCGGUUCAUCUGGAUCUGGAUUCAGUGGUAGUUUCGGAGGUGGCUCAGGAUUUGGAGGUGGAUCAGGAUUCAGUGGAUCAUCUGGAUUUGGAUCAUCAGCUGCUGGAUUUGGUGCAUCAGGUGCUGGAUUCGGUGGUUCAGGAGCUGGAUUCGGUGGACAAUCAAACGUUGGUGCUAUUGUACAGAAGCACAUCUAUGUCCAUGUUCCACCACCAGAGCAAGAAGAACUCCGUCCACAACGUGUCAUCCCAGUUGCCCCAGCUCAAAAGCACUACAAGAUUAUCUUCAUUAAGGCUCCAUCUCCACCAGCAUACCAAGCACCAAUCAUCCCAGUCCAACCACAAAACGAAGAAAAAACUCUUGUCUACGUCUUGGUCAAGAAACCAGAAGAACAACAAGACAUUGUCAUCCCAACACAAGCACCAACACAACCCAGCAAACCAGAGGUUUACUUCAUCAAGUACAAGACACAAAAGGAACAAGGUGCUGGAAUUGGUGGUGGUAUUGCUGGAGGUAUUGCCGAUGGUGGAUCAAUUGGUGGUUCAGACUUUGGUAGCAGUGGUGCAGGUGGUGAUUUUGGUGGUCAUGGAGGUUCAUCAUUCGGUGGUUCAAGCGCAUCAGGUAGCUCAUUCGGUGGUUCAAGCGCAUCAGGUAGCUCAUUCGGAGGAUCACACUCAAGCGGUGGCUCAUCAUUCGGUGGAUCACACUCAAGCGGAGGCUCAUCAUUCGGUGGCUCAAGCGGUGGUAUCCAAACCUCAUACGGACCACCAGGACACAAAUAAAUUAAUCUACAGCCUCAAAAGCGUGUCUAGUCUUCUCUUGUUAUAAAAAAAAAAUUGAUAUGAAUCACAUACUCACUCAUACACCACCCACAUACUGACAAGGUAUGUCCCUCCAUACUCGUUCCUCUUUAUCAUUCUCAUAUUUCAUUUUAAUUUAUUAUUUUGUGAGAUUUUAAGUUGUUUUGGUUUAUUAUAAAUUGAAUGAAAUUGAAAAGAGGAAAUGAGACUUGGAAACUCUCGCUUUCAUUCUAUCCAUUCACGUUAUUGUUAAAGACGACUCACAUAUCCAUAUAGAACAAAUUAUAAUUUCAAUUCUAUUACCUCUCGAAACAUUGAGUGAACCAUUUUUCAUGUAACUUUUGUAAAUAAUUUUCACAUCUGUUGUCCAUUAAGACAUCCAAUAUCAUUUGAUGACAGAACUUGAAAAAUUUUCACUCAAAAGCUUUUUCCUUUCCUUCUUCACAAAACCUUUACUUUUACCAAAAAAAAAAAGAUUAAAAUGUUUUGUUUUUUCCUUCGAAACAAAUCACGAUGACGAAAACAUAAGCAAAAAUGGACUCAAUUCUCAAAAAAAAGAACGAAUCAAUUAAAUAUGUAGGAAAAUUUUUAUAAAUGAAUGAAAGAAGAAACUCUCUCGUUAGGUUAAAAAAAAAGAGUAUAGAAUGAAAGAAAAAAAUUGAAAAACAUAAAUGUUGUUAGAUUAUAAACAAAUGCCUUAAUUUUAUUAAUUAAUUUUAAGUCUGCAAGAAUAAAACGGUGACAAAUUAA
Molecule: messenger RNA, 1722 nt
Organism: Chironomus riparius
Lineage: Eukaryota; Metazoa; Arthropoda; Insecta; Diptera; Chironomidae
Source: the annotation of a GenBank genome assembly